Monosiga brevicollis MX1 is the source of this 1449-nucleotide messenger RNA. RefSeq lists its product as uncharacterized. The record is from RefSeq and is a predicted model, not a curated record. Bases 1 to 1134 code for a protein of 377 amino acids. The transcript is spliced from 6 exons. Lineage: Eukaryota; Choanoflagellata; Craspedida; Salpingoecidae.
AUGAGGCGCGAAGCAAAGAGCUUUACAUGCAAAGAGCACUGCUUGACCAAAAGCACAACAGUCAAGCUGGCCUUGGAGAGCAGCUGCACAGGGCAGUACGAGUGUAUCCCCCUCCACAACGCCUCUGCAACACCCGCACAGCUAAUCCCUAAAGAUGCUAUACUAUUCCAAGAGACGCAGCCCGGGGUUCCGCUCGACUCAAGACCCAGGAGGCAGGCGCGAGGCGGCAGCCAGCAUCCAGCCUUCAGAGGUCUCGCUGGUGAGGUCAUAAGUGUAUCAAAAACCACACUUCCUUUCCCCUCUCUCUCUCUCUCUCUCUCUCUCUCUCUCUCUCUCUCUCUCUCUCUCUCUCUCUCUCUCUCUCUCUCUCUCUCUCUCUCUCUCUCUCUCUCUCUCUUCGACCACGAGCACAGGAUGGCCAUGUUCCUGAACCGCGUGCAGCGCCACUUGGUCGCCCCGCGGCAGCCUCUGGCGGUGCUUUACCGCCGUGCGUUGAGCCGUGCCACUCCGCUUUGGGCAAACAAGGAUGAUGAGGAUGUCCUGGCUGCACUGCAAGGUAUUGCCCUGGAACCCCAGACUGAGACAACCAGCGCCCAACCUCGCGCUUCGACCGAGCCGAGCCCUCAAAGUGCAGCGGAGGUCACGGAGGGGGCCGCUUCCGAGGCAGGCAACCUCUCCACGAUGCUGAAGGACAACGAUAAGAAGGGAGAAACUCCCAAUUCAAUUCCGUCCUGGGCCCGCCUGGCCACGUUGUCCGGUGCGGCCGCCCCUCGUACGCAGGAUCUGCGCGCUGUGCUGCACAAGGCUGCUGAUCAAUGGAAUGCGCGCCGCGCGCUCCCCAAGGCUGACUUGAGCCGUUUCCCGGGUGGCAUGGACAAUGACGAUGCUGUCUAUGCUCUGGGACUCGUCGAUGCCUCGCUGUCGGUCGAGGAGCAAAUCAAGGCUCACACGGACUUUAGUUCACAGUUGGAAGAGCUCAAAUCUGAGCCCGCCUACGCCCGUUACUUUGGUCAUCUUUCUGCAACGGCCCUCGGUCGCAACCCUCAUAUGAGUGCUGAGCGCAAGCGGGAAAUUCUGCAAAACAUCUUCACGGAGCUCAAGGGGGCCAUUGCCGCUCGCAAGGCCACUGCAUAAUGCAGUUCACACCCACCUAGCAGUCGUCAUCUGGCCCAGUCUCCUUGCAACCUUCCGUCUCACAAUAGCCGCUCCUCUUUAUUCUUUCAUGCUGACGCUGUGUGUGCCCUGUGCGCAAAACACAGCAUUCGUCCCUUGACCAAACUUCUUUCACCUCACUCCGAUGCAAUGACCUUGUCUUCAUCCAUAAAUGAAUUUUCCCCGACCCCUUCCUGUAUCCCUUGUUUUCCCUUGCUCCCUCGCCCCCUUUUUUCUCCCCUUUCCACCACUCUGCCUUCGUUUUUUAAAAGAACAAUUGUAUCCCACUGAAUCCUG